Siniperca chuatsi (mandarin fish) is the source of this 1714-nucleotide messenger RNA. It is a transcript of the gene tomt, whose product is annotated as transmembrane O-methyltransferase. The transcript has 5 exons. Gene Ontology annotation, molecular function: catechol O-methyltransferase activity. The coding region runs from base 334 to 1113 and encodes 259 amino acids. Gene Ontology annotation, biological process: catecholamine catabolic process; dopamine metabolic process; developmental process. The record is from RefSeq and is a predicted model, not a curated record. NCBI's taxonomy places the organism in Eukaryota, Metazoa, Chordata, Actinopteri, Centrarchiformes, Sinipercidae.
CUCUCACUGUCUCUGCUGCUAUCCACGGUAUCGGCCCGAUUCUAAAUAUCUGGACAAGAAGCUAUCUGGGUGUCUGAUCAAGAAUGACAAAAAAUAAUAUUUAACAGCUAUAGAGUUAUGUUAUGUUACUGUCAAUGUCUGUUCAUUGGAAAUAAUUACAGGACAUAUACUUUCAUGCACAUGAUACAUAAAUUAUUUACAUCCCCAGGUCUCUUACACACACCCCUCUCUGUCUUUCUGCACUCGCCUCAGCUGAAGUGCCACUGUCAUCAUCGUUAUCAUCAGCGCUGCUGCUCUGCUUUUCACCAAACCUUUUAGAAAACAGCAGCUGGGAUGGUGUCUCCUGCUAUCGCUCUGGCCUUCCUUCCCCUCCUGCUGACACUGAUUAUCAGGUACCGCUUCUACUUUGUGCUGUUCUAUCGGGCAGUCCUGGUCAGGGCAUGGAAGGACUGCGUUACUGGUCUGAGCCGAGAGGAGCGCGCCUACCAGUAUGUUCUCACUCAUGCCAUCCCUGGAGACCCCGACAGCAUCCUGGACACCUUCGAUGUCUGGUGCAGCAAGGUGGAGUUCAUCAGCAACAUUGGGCCUAAAAAAGGGAAGAUCCUGGACCGGCUGCUGAUGGAGCAGAGCCCUCUGACAGUGCUGGAGCUGGGUGCCCACUGUGGGUACAGCACUGUGCGGAUUGCCCGGGUUCUGCCCCUGGGUGCCAGGCUCUACAGCGUCGAGAUGGACCAGAGGAACGCUGCCGUCGCUGAGAAAAUCAUCCGCCUGGCCGGGUUUGACGAUGACACGGUUGAGCUCAUCGUGAAUCCAUCUGAUGAGGUGAUCCCUAAGCUGCGGUCUGACUAUGGUUUGGAAAGGCUGGAUUUUGUCUUCAUGGACCACUGGAAGAAAUGCUAUGUCCCUGAUCUGCAGAUGCUGGAGGGCUCUGGUCUGCUGGGAAAAGGAUCCAUGAUCGUGGCCGACAAUGUGCUGUUUCCUGGGGCUCCAAAGUUCCUCAGACACAUUCGCAAGAGCGGCCUAUAUGAGUGGAAGGUCCACCGGGCCACACUGGAGUACAGCAAAGGCAUCAGGGACGGGAUGGCUGAGCUGGUGUACCAGGGAAUCAAGUAGAUCAUGCAGACUGGGAUAUCACACACUAUUACACAGAUACACAAUUUAGGAGUGGCAAUGGGUGAAUUGAUGAUGGUAUACCUCAUGUUAAAACUGUUUUUUUUUUAAAGAAGAUUGUGAUAGAAAAUAUAACUAAAUUUUUCCCUAAAAAGUUACAUUUAUCUGAAAACUGUAGCAUCUCAGUGACUAGCUUUUCAGAGAUGCAUUAUAUCUCAACUCAAGGAACUGCAUGAAUGUCUUUCAAAAUACCUCACUGCCAGCGCCCUCUCCUGUAAAAAAAAGAAAAGAAAUUGUGAUGUACCAAUUUAGUAACCCCAUGUGCACACUGUGGAUCUUUGUCACUUGUUGUCACCACCCCUAUUCUGUCAGCUAUCUAAUAAAAACACAAAUGUCAGAGAAAAUUCUUCAAAAAAUACCUUUUUAUUUAAACAUAACUGCCAAAUUCAUGAAAUAUGUUAAGCAAAUGAAGCCCAAUGACAACACAAUGUCAUUUUAGUGAGUUUAUAAUACAUGUCCUUUACGUACAAGUUUAAUAUUGAAAACUGUUGUAUGUAACCACUGCCUGUUCAAAUCUUUCCUGAUAUUAAAUGUUUAUCGUGGA